AUGGCCUCGACAACAGGCCGCUGGGCCUUCGAAACCGACACCGCUAUCCUCAAGACUGCGCUCGCCACGCUGCUCUUCUCUUCUUUGGCGACGGCACAGCAAACAUUCCCGUAUGUUCCGACGACCAUCCUGCUUCCCUCCGCUCUCGCGGGGACGCCCAGCAACACCACUGGGAACGGUCUUGCAUAUAUCUUUCACAGCGAUAGCGGCGGCGUCAAGCUAUUGUCUGUAAAUGUCUCGGCCACUGUCAGCGGGGCGGCGACCCUGCAGACGAUAUCAUCCAGUUUGCCGUUCCUCAAUGGCGCCACUAAGACGACGGCAUUCUUGCCUACGAUGGCUGACAACGGGACGGUUUUGGUACAAGCCGGCGAUUGCAUGAAGAAUGACGGAUAUGAUAUUUGGGGGUAUACCCCCGGGAUAGGGGAUACCAUCGGAUCAUGGUAUAAAACGGCGGCGUCGCUGCCAAGCUCCGCAGACUCAGACGCGGGGCCGUACGCUCUCGGCGCUGGCAUUAGCUUUUCUGCGACGCUCGCGCCGACCAUGUCGCAGCCUGUAUUAUACUCUUACGGUGGCAUGUGUCUGGCUUCGACAACAGAUGCGUCAACAUGGCAAGAGAACGGCACGUAUACGAAGGCGAUGCUGAGGGCCGCCCCGUCGAACGGGGAUCCUGCAUCUUACACGGCGAGCUUCAUCACCGGCAAGGGUCCAGCCUUUCCUGAAGCGGGGUUCUCGUUCACGCCCCUGAGCCCCUCCAUUUCAAAUCGGUCAGGGAUCGUCACUCAGCAGAACCGCUACGUUUUACUUGGCGGCCAUACGCAGCAGGCCUUCAUCAACAUGAGCUCCGCUGCCAUCUGGAACCUGCCUGAAGAGUCGUGGAACUUUGCGACCGUCGGGUCGCCUAGCUCCGGCAGCAAGAAGCUUGCCGUUAGGGAUCUUCAACAGCGGAGUUCAGACAGCGUCGAGAGCAGAUCAGGGCAUACGGCUGUGUUGAGCGAGGACGGAACUUCACUCAUUAUCAUGGGAGGCUGGGUUGGGAGCGUAUCGCAGGCAGCUUCGCCGCAGUUAGCGGUUUUACGAAUGGGAGAUACGUACGGGGACUGGACGUGGGAGAUACCGCGACAGCAGCCCUCUGGAGCGUUUUAUGGUCAUGGCGCGGCCAUAUUGCCAGGAAACGUCAUGAUGGUCUACGGAGGACACGAAAUUACGAGCUCAGGAUCGAAGAUGAAGAGGCAGUCGAACGGCAGCGGACUGCGGUUUUUGAAUAUGACUUCGUUGUCGUGGACAACGAGCUACUCGAACCCCACUUACAGCGGCUCGCCAAAAGAUGCGCAAAGCGGCUCCAACGAUAAUAUCAAGAAGAUUGGUCUUGGUGUCGGUUUGGGUAUUGGGGCUGCGGCCAUCAUCGGAGCCUUUUUGGUUUACUUUUGUUACAGGAGGUAUUUGAAGAAGAAGAGGGAGGCGAGAGAGGAGACGGUACGGUCACUGGCGCAGGACGCCUCGCAUUUCUUGCAGCCCGAGGACGACAUGCUUGAGCGCCACGACGCAUAUGCCCUCCCCUGGUCGAAUAAUUCCUGGUAUACUGGGGGACACGAUCCCUACGACACAGGCGCGAGGUCACUCGGAUAUGAAUCUCUCAGAAAAGAUCCCAACCCCGGAGGCUAUGGCGCCUAUCAGCAACCCCCCGGUCUGAUGAUCCCCCGCAAGCCGAUCCCCCGCGCUGCCAGGGGGGCCUACCAGCCGGCCGCGAGUCUUAGCACCCCCGGUCACAUCCACCCAAUCUAUGAAGCGGAUGAAGACGAUCCCGACAAUUCUAAGGCGAGACUACGAAACCGAGAGCCCGGCACGCCUACGACGCCCGGCUACCCCGACCCCUUUAUCACCCCCACCAGCUCCGUCCCGAUACUUGUCCCCGGCAACCGCAAUUCCAUGACUCCCAGUCCAGAAGCCGCCUUGAGGCGGGACCCCGAGGUGCAGGACUGGCAGUCGGAUGUGGACGCCGCCGAGGCGCUCCUCGCUCAGAUGCCGCUGCGUCGGAACACGGGCCGCAAGUCUCCUACACGGAGAGCAUCGAUGCGGUCGCGGGCGUCCAUGGCGGACGACGAGCGCACGGCGAGCAAUGUGUCGGAGUCCGCGCGCAGCGCUAUCAGCGUGCCGACGCGGAGUGCAUCUGCCAAACGCAAUAGCACGGGUCCCGGGGCCAACUUGACCAUCAUCACUGAUGGCCGGGUGGGCACGUCAUCUUCUUCGGGUAGCAGUGGACACACUUACUCGACUGCCAAAACAACCUUCAACGCGUUACAGGCCGAGGGUCCUUCGCUUCUCCAUCGUGGUCAGCGACCUCUAAAUGAAGCGGUUGAAGACGAUGACGACGAGUUCGUGCAUGUGCCGAGCAGUCCCAGCAAGCAUAAACCAAGACGGUCACUAGGCUGGCUGGGCAGUCUGCGACGGGUAUUCAGCGGCAACCCGAACGAUUCCUCAGACUCAAGUAAAGAAGACGAGAACGCCCGCCGCAUGUCACUUGACCAGGUCAGUUCGGACUACGAGCCGCGUCUGGUCGGGCUAUCGGGGAUCGGCGGCGCGGAGCUACUGCGCAGGAAACAGGGCCGACAUGACUGGGACGUCGACCAAAAGUCUAUCGCGGACGAGUGGGACAUUGAGAAGGCGAUCGAGCAGCGGCUCGUGCAGGUCAUGUUCACCGUGCCGAAGGAGAGGCUGCGAGUCGUCAACGCCGAGGUGGAAAAGGAGGAAGAGGCGGUGCUGGUCGACCCGGACAGGGACGAGCUGGAUGACCUCGACAGGGUUUCCGGCGAUGCGGAAAAGAGGGCGUUGAUGGAGGAGGAUUACAGGGGUAAGGGUAAAGAGACGGAGGUCGCGGAGGAGGAUAUCACGACGGCGCACCGCAGACCCGAGUCGCCCGGCGCAGGAGUAUCUGUGUCGCCGACGCGCGGGAGGAGGUUGUUGCAUUUGCCGCCGCCGCGGGAUGACGACUCGAAUUCGCUGCGUCCGUCGAGGGACGAGUCUGAGCCCAGGCCGUCUCUGACGCUUAGGACUGCCGAGGUUGUCAGUGUUGCGAGACCGCGGACGAGGGUGCUUGAGAUGGUGGAGAGUAUUGAGCGGAGUCGGGAGAGCAGUCCCGAGAUGUCGCGUUGA
Molecule: messenger RNA, 3150 nt
Organism: Colletotrichum truncatum
Lineage: Eukaryota; Fungi; Ascomycota; Sordariomycetes; Glomerellales; Glomerellaceae
Molecular function (GO): protein binding
Source: RefSeq, a predicted model, not a curated record